UUCCUUACUUGUUACAUUCUUUCAGAACCGUAUUGCCUGCACGAAGGGAAGGGUCCGUCUAUGCAGCAGAGAAGCACCAAUAAUGUUGAAACAAUUUAGAUGGUUCCACCCAAACAUAUGGGGUAUCGAUGCGGAGAGCCUGCUCAUGGAGCGAGGCUUCGAUGGAAGCUUCCUCGCUCGCCCCAGCAUGAGCAACCAAGGAGAUUUCACUCUAUCGGUCAGGCGCAAUGGGGAAGUGACCCACAUAAAAAUCCAGAGUACUGGGGACUAUUACGAUCUGUAUGGAGGAGAGAAGUUUGCUACCCUGGCAGAACUGGUACAGCAUUAUAUGGAAAACCAGAGCCAACUGAAAGAGAAGAAUGGUGAAGUGAUUGAGUUGAAAUAUCCCCUAAAUUCUGCUGACCCCACAACCGAAAGAUGGUUCCAUGGACACAUAACGGGUAAAGAAGCUGAGAAAUAUUUAAUGAUGAAGGGCAAGAACGGGAGCUAUUUGGUUCGUGAGAGUCAGAGUAAACCAGGAGAUUAUGUCUUGUCAGUGCGUUGUGAUUCAUGGGUCACUCAUGUGAUGAUCAGAUUUCUGGAUGGAAAAUAUGAUGUUGGCGGAGGAAACCAGUUUGAUAGUCUGUCGGAUUUGGUGGAACAUUACAAGAAAAACCCAAUGGUAGAGAAAACAGGUGUGGUUUUACAUUUAAAGCAACCAUUUAAUGCAACACGGACCACGGCAUCAGCCAUCGAGAGUCGAGUGAAACAGUUAACAAAGGAUAACAACACAAACACAGGCAAAAGUGGGUUCUGGGAAGAAUUUGAGCAAUUACAGCAGCAGGAAUGUCGGCAUUUAUACAGCCGAGAUAUUGGUGCCCUGCCAGAAAAUAAGCCAAAGAACCGAUACAAGAAUAUAUUGCCAUUUGAUGAGACACGAUUCAUUCUCCGGGAUGGUGACCCCAAUGAACCCGGAUCUGAUUAUAUCAACGCUAACAUAAUUACGAUGACAGACGAAGAGGGUGUGGAACCAAAGAAAAAAUACAUGGCGACCCAGGGACCUUUGCCGACAACAGUUGCAGAUUUUUGGCGCAUGGUUUGGCAAGAUAAAUCUAGGGUCAUCGUCAUGACAACAAAGGAGGUGGAAAGAGGAAAGCAAAAGUCAAUGCGUUAUUGGCCAAAGGAACUUGAAACGAAAGAAUUAGUAGUACCAAGUGGUAAGAUGUUCAUAAAGGGUGUUCGAGAAACGUCUCAACCUGAGUUUGAAGUCAGAGAGUUUGAAGUGUCACGGAAAACAAACUCCAAGAUAGAAGGUCCCAGAAGGAUCUAUCAUUACCAUUUCAUGAUUUGGCCAGACUAUGGCGUUCCUUCCGAUCCAGGAACGGUUUUAUAUUUCCUCCAAAUGGUCAACGAGCAACAAGAAUCAAUACCUGAUGCUGGGCCAUUCGUUGUACACUGCAGUGCUGGAAUUGGUCGAACUGGAACAUUCAUCGUCAUUGAUAUGAUUAUCGAUAAGAUUAAACGACACGGCCUGGAUUGCGAGAUUGACAUUCAGAAAACCAUCCAAAUGGUGCGUUCGCAGCGAUCUGGUCUUGUGCAGACUGAGGCCCAGUACAAAUUCAUUUACCUUGCCGUACAACAAUAUAUCGACACUAGCCAACGGUUGCAGGCGGAACAGAUGAGUCAGGUGGAUGGCCGUGAAUACACGAACAUUCGCUAUGCCGGCACCACGGAUCUUCAAAGAGCCAUGUCUAAGACUAAUGUGAAUAUUCCACCGCAGCAAACCAGAAACCCCUCACAACAGAUGACAUCACCAGUCCAAGCUUCACUAUCAUCCCACCCCAGGAAGAGUUUAUCUCAAGCUCCACCACGACCAGUAAAAUUCCGAGAAGUACCACAUGAACCUGAUGAUUCUCGUCAAAUUUACCAGAAUGUCAAUGUUUCGCCCAUGAAACGAUGAUGUUAGUUAAACCCAUGUAAUUAAUCAUUUAUCAAAAGAAAUAUGGAAAAAAAAAAA
Messenger RNA from Octopus sinensis (East Asian common octopus), 1996 nucleotides. Its product is annotated as tyrosine-protein phosphatase non-receptor type 11. Bases 83 to 1939 code for a protein of 618 amino acids. The transcript has 15 exons. Lineage: Eukaryota; Metazoa; Mollusca; Cephalopoda; Octopoda; Octopodidae. The record is from RefSeq and is a predicted model, not a curated record. Gene Ontology annotation, molecular function: protein tyrosine phosphatase activity. Gene Ontology annotation, biological process: protein dephosphorylation.